Stylophora pistillata is the source of this 916-nucleotide messenger RNA. RefSeq lists its product as uncharacterized. The record is from RefSeq and is a predicted model, not a curated record. NCBI's taxonomy places the organism in Eukaryota, Metazoa, Cnidaria, Anthozoa, Scleractinia, Pocilloporidae.
CUACACACCAGGUAUUUCGAUGCACCAGUUUCCUGUAAAUCCAACAGUGAGAGCCCAAUGGGUGAAAUUCGUGCAGCGGCACCGAGUUGAUUUCGGCGAACCUGUUGCCAAACAUGCCUCGUUGUGUUCGGCUCACUUUGAGCAAAGUUGUUACGAGGGCAGCUUGGCAUUUUCGCUGGACGGUAUGACGCAGAUAAAACGGAACAAAGUUCUUAUCAAGGGCUCUGUUCCAACAAGACAUGCAGUUCUACCAGAAGGUCCUGAAGUUCUGACAGAUCGCAAAAGGCGACAGCUAAGGCGUGAUGCCUUUGCAGAGUUUCAUUAGUUGGAGGCGAAGAAAAAGAAGGUUGAUGAGGCCAGGGAAGAAUCAAUGAGUAACCUUGUAGAUGAUCAUGAUGAUGAUACAAAUGAAGAGAAUCCGUGCAACAUCGUAACUGAUGUGUGCAUGAGCCCAAUUGAUGAAAGUUCCUCCAACACCAAUGCCUCAACUGCUACUGCUUCUGUUACCACUCCUUUCACUUCUCCAGUUGCCUUGACCUCCACCAACAAUACCUGUGCUACGCCAGUCAAUACAACACUUGUUUCUUUCACCACUCCAUCCCCCAACGUAACACCAUUGCAAGGCAGCUCUUGUGUAGAUUGUGUAUAUAAAUCCAAAUUCAAAAAUCAGACGAAGCAAACUAUGCGUCUAAGGAGAAUAGUAAAGGAACAGAAAAAGGAGAUAAGAGAGCUCAAAAGUGAAGUAAUUGAAACAGCGUCUGAAGGGGAAAUUGAUAUGCAGGAGGAAAGUGGGUCCAAAGAUUUCUUUCUCUGGUCAAGCACUGGGACUGAUACAGAUAUGGCAACAGAGAAUGAGGAUGGGGACUGGAGGUCACAGGCAGGAGGUUCCACAGAAGCUUAAGGUACUGAAGAUGAU